CAUCAUUAAGAGGUCGAACAAUUCUAAACGCACGUCUAAGAGCCUCAUCUGUUCUAAGAUUAAAAAAAAAAGGGAAAAAGAAAAAAGAAAAAAAAAUCAUCCUUGUUGCGAACCCUAACCCUAACCCUAAUCCGAACUUUCGAAAGGGGAGCGCGAGAACGAUUCCGAGCCUCAGUUCUCCGACCUUCGAUUUCUCUCAGGAUCUCUCCCCUUCUCUCUCUCGACGAGACCCUUAUUCGUGGGCCGGCGAGGGGUUCCGCUUUCCGAUCUUUUGAAACCCUAGCUCGACGAAGAGGACGAUCCGAUGGAUGCUAAACCAAUAACAACUGAAGCUAUCGCUAUCACUGAGAAAAAGAUGGACAUGACUCUGGAGGAUAUUAUUAAAAUGUCGAAGAAAAAUAAUUCCAAAGGCAAAAGACCACCAAGGAUGCCUAAUAAAAGCCGAGGCUUUCCCAAUGGUAAUCCUUCUCAAGGUAACUCCAAGGUUCAGAGGUUCAUGGAUUCUAGGUCGUCAAUCAGACAGGGUGUACUUGCUCAGAGGAGGUCGAAUUUUCGAGGGAACCAAUUUCCUGUGACAACACAAGUUGCAAAGAAGGCUGCAGCCAUGCCUAUUCGGAACAGGGCGGCCAAUUGGGGCAAGCCAAGAGUUGCACCAGCAUCAGUACAAAGGAAAGAUGCUGCUGCUGGAAAGGAUAAGGUGUUGGUGCCAAAACAAAGGCCUCAAACCUUAGAUGCACUGUUUGCGACCAUGAAGGAGCAGAGGAUGAGAAACAUAUCUCAGCAGCCAGCAGGCGGUAGUGGCCGUCAGGUUGCAGCACGGAGGCGUCGUAACCAGCAAUGGCAAGUCAGAGGCGGCAAUGGUGCUGCAUCUGCCGCCAGUGGACGGCGAUUUGGCAACUUAUCUCGGUGAUGAUCGCACUCUGCCUCCGAAAUGCAUGCGUGUUUCGGUGAUCUUCGUUGUUCGCUCUCACAUAUUGCGCGUCAUCAUUUCACCUUUCAUCUCUUCUGCUAUUGUUGCAACAAGAAUACGCCUACCAUGUAGUUUUGUUUCGUUGUUUCUUUUCUGCUUUUUUCUUUGGAAGAAUAUUCAGGAAAACUUUUCGAGUAGUGUAUGGAUUUUAGACGAGGAUUUGAUUGUCUGCUUUUUCCUUCAAUAUGUGUACUGUAACUAGUUCUGCUAUGUCAAAAGAGUAUUUGCCUUCACCUAUCA
Messenger RNA from Ananas comosus (pineapple), 1210 nucleotides. RefSeq lists its product as uncharacterized. The transcript is spliced from 7 exons. The record is from RefSeq and is a predicted model, not a curated record. NCBI's taxonomy places the organism in Eukaryota, Viridiplantae, Streptophyta, Magnoliopsida, Poales, Bromeliaceae. The coding region runs from base 305 to 910 and encodes 201 amino acids.